AUGGCCCAGGACUUCCAAUUCGUAGACAGCACCAGCGUUGAUAAGACCACCCGCAAGCUUAUCCGCAGCCAUGUAAUGAAGGGCAAGAAUGCUGGUCGAGUCCUCCCUCGCCGUUCCAAAUUACGGUCCGACCGAUAUCAAGAACGCGUCCUCGGAGACGAGCGCGCCUUGACCCAGCGACAGCCGCCCCGCACGACGCGCAUCCCUAGAAAUCUGGGCAGCGUGCUCCUCACAAUCUCACUCCCGGAGCUCUCGCAGCACUCGCUAGAUAUCGCUGACCGUUACUUUGGCUAUGUCGCAGAGAAGAUGUACCCUACUAGACUUGGCCUCCCGAUUAACGAGGCCAAGGCAAUAUAUCUCAAGGUCAUGUUUUUCGACCCAGAGACUUCUCAAUGCAGUGUUUCUCUGAUGCAGGCAUUCAAUGAAUUCUUCCUCACCCACGGAAGAGACUCCCCAACGGCGCUGCAUUACCUGGGAAAGACUUUUGGAAUAGUACAACAGCGACUUGAAAGCCCGAAAGCGUUGGAAGAUUCAACAAUCGGCAUGAUCAUCUCGCUCAUCACACAGGAAUAUAUCCGGCAACAGACCCAGACAGCCAAAUUGCACCUGGAAGGCCUAAAAAGGAUUGUUAAUCUACGUGGUGGUUUAAAACAAUUCGAAAGCAAUCCUGGAGUUUUGUACAAGAUCUGCAAGACUGAAAUUACCUUUUGCCUGGAGUCUGGACAGCCACAGAUCUUUUACCGAAACAGUAUGCCCCAGAUCCACAAGGCAUUGGAAGCAAACGGAUUUGAGCUGGACCGGCAAAAGGUCAUUUCCACGCUCUUGCAUAAAAAUAUUGAUCCAAGCCUUGAGGAUCUCCUGGUGGAUGUUUGCGCUGUUGCCAGAUUGUUCAACGAAAACAAAGGCAAGCAGAUAUUCGAUCUUGUCAGCUUCCAAGAAAUGAGUAUCACCAUAUUCUCCCGUCUUUUACGCUUUCAUCAUCUCAAUGCCCCCAAGAGAGAGUCCAAUAUUGAGGCAGCAUAUCACAUUGGGAUGACACUAUUUAUGAUGAUAAUCUCUCUACAGCACGACAACCGUCGGAUCUUAGAUUUUCCCUUGGUAACAUCCACUCUGCGGAACAUUCUCGCAGAGGGACUGGGAGACGAUGAAAGUGAGCUCACCCUCUGGCUUUCUUUACUCGGCGCCAUCUGGUGCAUAGACGACCCGGAUCCGUCCUUCUUCCAUACCAGAAUCCGAACGAUGACGGGUCGUUUGGGAUUGAGGACUUGGGAGGAGACAGAAAAUCGGGUGCGAAGGUUCCCCUGGAUCAAUUUUCUCCACGGCGAAAUGGGACAGCAAGUGUGGGGAGACGCAUCGUGGAGCCCAGGGGGGUCGUGGUCGCCCGCCGUCUUUGAAUGA
Messenger RNA from Clonostachys rhizophaga, 1398 nucleotides. The record is from the annotation of a GenBank genome assembly. Lineage: Eukaryota; Fungi; Ascomycota; Sordariomycetes; Hypocreales; Bionectriaceae.